Messenger RNA from Opisthorchis viverrini, 1005 nucleotides. RefSeq lists its product as hypothetical. The record is from RefSeq and is a predicted model, not a curated record. The coding region runs from base 1 to 1005 and encodes 334 amino acids. Lineage: Eukaryota; Metazoa; Platyhelminthes; Trematoda; Opisthorchiida; Opisthorchiidae. The transcript is spliced from 6 exons.
AUGACAAUGUACCAGCAAAAGUAUAGUCAACCUAUGCAAAACUUGGUGUUCAAACAGAACAUAGCGUGGAAUGAAACCUGGAAACUACGCUCACUUGAUGAGCUCGAAGAGGGUGAAAUCAAAACUGGGGUGCCAAAGAGUGUUCAGCAUCGACAUGACGAUGAAGAGGAUGAUGAUGAGGUUGAAGAUGAUGAAGAUGAUGAUGGUGAUGAUGAUGAUGAUGAUGACGAUGAUGAUGAUGAUGAUGAUGAUGAUGAUGAUGAUGAUGAUGAUGAUGAUGGUGAUGAUGGUGAUGUUGAUGAUGAUGAUGACGAUGAUGUUUGGGCUCACCAGGCAGGCGAUAAGAACAUCAGACAAGCAUCACAUCCGGUUCGAUUUCUCCCUCAUAGCGAUUCCACCAAUUUCCGAACUAUUUUUGCAACAGAUUUACAAUCCAAUACGACCUCGGGUAAAGUAAAUCGGGCGGACUUAGACAGAAUCGCUUCCAAGCUUUUCCCCACUGAUGGGAGACUACUAGAGGUCAGCGUAACUCGCGAGGGAUGUGAGCAAGACCUCAAGAAAACGGGCUUGUCGGAUAUAAAGAAUCCCACAUCUGUUGAGCAUAUUUCCAAAGCUAAUCGCUUUGGAAUUCAAUCCAAUAUGCGUACAAUCAUUUUCACCAUCAGUACCAACACUGAUGUUGCCGUCUUUGAUGAUGAUGCUGAUGCUGAUGAUGAUGAAGUUGAUGAAGACAAAGCUGGAGAUGACGAUGAUGAUGGUGAAUAUGAUGGUGAAAACUACGAUGAGGGUGAUGCCGAGGAUGAUGUUGAUAAUGGUGUUGAUGUUGAUGGUAAUGAUGAUGAUGAAAAUGAUGAUGAUGAUGCCGAUGAUGAAGAUGAUGAUGAUGAAGAUGAUGAUGAUGAUGACAAUAGUGAUAUUGAUGAUGAUGAUGACGAAGAUGAUUAUCAGGAUGAUGAGGACAAUGAUGAUGACGACUAUGAUGAUGAAGAUGAUGAUGAUGAUUGA